Messenger RNA from Plenodomus lingam JN3, 186 nucleotides. NCBI's taxonomy places the organism in Eukaryota, Fungi, Ascomycota, Dothideomycetes, Pleosporales, Leptosphaeriaceae. The record is from RefSeq and is a predicted model, not a curated record.
AUGUCUCUCGAACUCGAUCCCGUCGAGCUUGGCUUCAAGCGCCCGUUCCAGCACGAGGUGUCGCAGACCCUUCGCCUGAAGAACCCACAUUCGGACCCCGUCGCUUUCAAGGUAGGCAGCCCUCCCCUCUGGCGCAUUGCACGCCAUCACCGCUGUGCUGCCACUCGUCUCCAUGACCAUAGCUGA